AUGGAUGGAAUGAGUCUGCUUCAAAGUCAAAUGGUCGAGAUUCAAGGUCAUAUGAGCAGGGUUGAUGCUGAGCGAUUGGAACAAGUUGAUUCCUUUGCAAUGCAAAUUCAGGCAGUUGAAGAUGCUAAAGCAGCUGCUAAUAAAAAGAAGAACCUCAUUUCCCGUGGCGAUGAUAAUGUUAAAAAGGGGGAAGGAAGUUCUAGAUGUGGUAGUAGAAGCAGAAGAGAUGGUGGUGUUUCAACAGGAACCAGAUCAAAGAGAAAGCAAACUAGUGAUGAAAGCGAUAGGACAAUCAAAAGAGGCGGAGGUCGCAACAGUGACCGUGGUGGUAGAACUGGUGGAAGUGGUCGUGUGUGUCUAGCAAAGCCUUUAAAACCACAAUAUGGAGGUGGAAUUGCGAUGAACACAGAAUUAGAUAAUGGAAUAGAUGGUUGGGUAGCAUUUGAGGAUUCUAAAAUUGAGUAUCGAGUAUCCGACGAUGGCAACAAUAAAUUUAUUGCAGCUCAUCAAAGAACUCGAGCAUUUCACAGCCCAUCUCAAAAUUUCUUCUUGGAGAAAGAUAAAAUCUACACUUUUUCGGCUUGGUUACAAGUUAGCAGUGGAAAUGCAAGCAUAUAUGCCAUAUUUAAAUCACCAUCUGGGUACCAUAAAGCUGGUAUUACAGUGGCUCAAUCAGGCUGUUGGUCUAUGCUUAAAGGAGGUUUAUCUAUAAACGUUUCAGAGUCUGCUCAACUCUAUUUCGAGAGCGAUAAUAUAAAUACUGAGAUAUGGGUAGAUAGCGUAUCAUUACAACCAUUUACGUUAGACGAAUGGAGAUCUCACAUUGAUCAAAGUGUUGAGAAGGAACGUAAGAACCAUGUAAAAUUGCGGUUGGUAGAUGUUAAUGGAAAACCAUUAGCAAAUACACACAUCAAAAUAAGCCUAAGAGUGCCCCAAUUCCAAUUUGGCUGCGCCUCAAAUAGUUUCAUCUUAUCAAAUAGUGCUUAUCGACAAUGGUUCGCCUCUAAACGAUUCACUGUGACCACCUUUGAGAACGAGAUGAAAUGGUACAGUACCGAGGUAACUCAAGGGCGAGAAGACUACACAGUUGCUGAUGGCAUGCUAAAUUGGGCCAAAAGCCAAAGUUUGUCGGUUCGUGGACACAAUGUCUUAUGGGACGACCCCAAGUACCAGGUUUCGUGGCUCAAUUCACUCUCAGGAAAACAUUUCUAUGAAGCCGUCGAUAAAAGGAUAAAAUCUAUCGUUAAAAGAUAUUCGGGCAAACUAAUUGCGUGGGAUGCUGUUAACGAGAACUUGCACUUCAAUUAUUUUGAGAGUAGGCUUGGGAAAAAGAUCAAUUUGUUCAACAUGAUAAACUCAUAUGACAAUCAUACACCAUUGUUCUUGAACGAUUAUAAUACAAUUGAAGAGCCAAGUGAUAAGGCUAGCUCACCCGAUGCAUAUAUGCAAAAAAUUCGACAAAUAAGGGACAACGGAUAUCAUGGCCCAUUAGGAAUUGGGCUUGAAUCCCAUUUCAAUACACCCAAUUUAGCUUACAUGAGAGCUUCCAUCGAUAAACUUGCAACCCUAAGUUUCCCCAUUUGGCUCACAGAAAUUGAUGUUGGUUCUUCUCCUGAUCAGGCAAAUUUAUUGGAUCAAGUGUUGAGAGAAGGACAUGGGCAUCCUGCAGUUGAAGGACUAGUAAUAUGGGCAGGAUGGAAACCAACAGGAUGCUAUAGAAUGUGUUUGACUGAUAAUAAUUUCAAUAAUCUUCCAACAGGAGAUGUCGCAGAUAGAUUUUUGAGAGAGUUUAUACACACCGAUGACCAUCUCGGCGUGACCGACGAUAUGGGUUAUUUUGAGGCAAGACUUUUUCAUGGAGAAUACUCAAUGAGAGUCAAUAAUACAACUUUAGAAUGUUACAUGAACCUCAAUGAAACUAAGGAGUUUGGUUUUAACGUAACAAAUCAUUCGGAGAAACCUCGACACCAAGUUCAACUUAUUACAGUUUGA
Messenger RNA from Impatiens glandulifera, 1992 nucleotides. Its product is annotated as endo-1,4-beta-xylanase 5-like. Bases 1 to 1992 code for a protein of 663 amino acids. NCBI's taxonomy places the organism in Eukaryota, Viridiplantae, Streptophyta, Magnoliopsida, Ericales, Balsaminaceae. Gene Ontology annotation, molecular function: hydrolase activity, hydrolyzing O-glycosyl compounds. The transcript is spliced from 6 exons. Gene Ontology annotation, biological process: carbohydrate metabolic process. The record is from RefSeq and is a predicted model, not a curated record.